Molecule: messenger RNA, 997 nt
Organism: Uranotaenia lowii
Lineage: Eukaryota; Metazoa; Arthropoda; Insecta; Diptera; Culicidae
Exons: 5
Coding region: 153-872 (239 amino acids)
Source: RefSeq, a predicted model, not a curated record
AAACCGAAGAGAGCGUGUACAUGUUCGUACUAAAAUAGAUUGCAGUUGGCGAGCGUGCAGUUAAAAAUACCCAAGUUGGAUAGGACAAAUUCUUCAAUAACCGUGUUACAAUCUGAUGAAAUUGAACAUUUCAACAGCCCAACUUUUUAAAUAUGACCAAGAAGAACGGCAAAAGAUAUCAAGAAUUAGCAGAAUCUAGAAAAAAUCGUCAACAGGAAUCGCAAGAAUUGAGAAACUUUUUGAAAGACAGAGAAAUGUACGUUCCGGGGAUGAAAUUAGAGCAAAUGCGUAGUUUGUGUGAUGUCAUUGAAGAGUCCAUGUUGGACGAGCAGCUUCGUCAGUCAAUGGAGCAAUCGGACCCGCAAACAGAUGCUGUUCUGGAUAUGAUCGGUCGUCACAAGGAGGUACUUCUUCGAGAAUACCAGCCCUUCGCUAUUGUCGCUCUGCCCGACGUCAAUAGUAGCUUUAAAUGUGCUACAAAAAGCGAGGCUUCCGGUCCAUCCCCGCCGAAAAUAAAGCACAGCGGCCUUCCGAACGAUUCCGUAUCGGUUGCAAAUCAAUUUGUACUACAGCAGACGGUCGCCUCCCCACCAAUUAUUAGAAAGUCUCGAAGGAAACGUUCGCCGGACGUCAACGUGGAUUCGAGUGACUCCGAAAACUGGUACUCUCCCGAUUGUCCAGGACCAAAUUGUCGUGUUAUCGUUAAGGUGGAAGUAGAAAUACAUUCACCACCUAAAACAGCUGAUAUUGAUGAUGUUGAAGCUGGCACAUCUUCGCACAACCUAAGUUCGCACAAUGAUUCAGGCAAGAAACGAGGUAUCGAACGCAGUCAGGAACCGAUCCAAUGGGACUCGAUUGAUGAGUUCAUCUAAACUUUGUCCGAAAAGACCAAAUUUAUAAUUUCAGGAAGAUCAAGAAACGGGGAAGGUGAGUCGUUCAAUUUGUUAGAAUUAUUUUUAUAUCGUUGAAAUUGUCAUAAUAAAAGAUUUAUAAUAAC